AGGAUACUCAGAAGGAAGAGGAAGCGGCGCAAGAAAGGGAAAAGGCGGACACAUCAGAUCAGCAUCAGGAGUCAAAGCAGUAUGCCUUACCCUUGCUUCAGACGGAUCUCUAUCUUUGUCUCCUUCAUGUAUUUGUCUUUCUUGUUCUUGAUUCCAUCGGUCUAUGCUCUCUAUGAAGAGGAUGCUGGAAAGUUUGACUGGCAUAAGUCAUUAUUGGGCCCCGUGUGCCACGCACGGUUCGAGGGCAAUUUUCUCCUACUCGCCUCAUCCUACGGAGCAGUGGCUGUGGCCUCCGCUAGCAAUUCGGACGGCUCUUUGCUCUGGCGACAAGUCAUCCCGCUCGCCGCCCCAGUCGCUCUUCCUGUGCGAGACGGAGGAACAAUGGACAAAGACGAAAAGCCAGCAGUGAAGGUCCUUGAACUUGUCCUGCAUCCGCAGAAGCGCUUGGUCAUGGCCUUGACUCGCGACCCGAGUACCGCUGCCCUAGGCGUGUGGGCGUGGCGCCUGUUUGAUGGAAACCUAAUGUGGCAUGUCACCGUCCCCGCUUCCGGUGUACCGCUCGGGAAAAGGGUUAAAGCGAAGGAGGGUGGCUUUCUCGCCCUCUUCCCUGAUACGGUUGGCGCGGUCGAUGGAGAGACCGGCGAGAUUUACUUCCUGUCAGCUGUUGAUGGGACGCGCAUUUGGAAGGCUCCUGCCAUCGAGCUUAUGGCUGUUACCGGGGUUGUACCGGUGGACGGGGGCACCGAGAAAGGCGUUGUGGUGGUGGGCGAGGGUAGCGAUGGGAAAGCCCAGGCGUUCUUGGUCCGCCUCGGGGGGGAGAAGGCAGAGAAGAUAAAAAGUGUGAGCUUCUCGGAUGGUGGCUUGAUAUCGCAUGGUACUCCCUCGCUUCAUGCUUUUGCUCGCCCUGCACCCGCACGGAGCCUCGCGCUCCUCCUCCUUUCCCCAUCUUCCUCCUCCUCCCUCUCCGCUGCUGACAUGCAGCUCGUCAAUCCCUCCGGCGCCAAAGCGACCCCGCACGGCGUCCUCUCCUCCCCCAUUCCCUCCUCCCACCCCUCAUCCCUCAGCGCCUCCUGCCUUGUCCUCUCGGACUCCGGAGCUGUCGUUGAGAUCACCCUCACGCAGGGGAAGUUUAUGCAGCGCCUGGUCGCCCCCCCGUCCUCCCCCUCUCUCCCCCUCGCUUUCCGCGCGGGCCCGUACGUCCUGCGGGGGGAAGAGAAUCAGGGACCAGGAGUGGAAGUAUUUCGGGUCGUGGACGGGCAGUCAGUGGGGAGGGUGCGGGGCAGACGGUCCUUACGGGGCCUCUGGGCCGGUAUAAGAGGCGGCUGGAGGGAGGAAGAGAAGGAGGGGAGGGAGAGCGAUCUGCUGGUGUUGACGGUCGACAAGGCAGAGACCUUGGUGCUCCAGACCAUGGAUGACCGUUUAGUCUGGCUCCGGGAAGAGUGUCUUGCAGACGUCGCACAGGUCUUGAUCGUCGACCAUCGACCCCCGGCGGAGGGAGAGAAAAGGAGCGGGACAGAGGACGUCACCGAGGCACUGGCAACCUCGCCCCUAUUCGAAAAACUGCUGAGCGUCGUGCUCCCGCCCUCCCCUUCGUCUUCCUCUGUCCGAGACCCGCACUUUGGGCUGACCAAGAUCCUCCUCUUCCUCUGCGCACCUUCCUCCCGGCUCAUCGCCCUCCUUUCCUCCCACGGCGGCACCAUCCUCUGGACGCGCGACCUCUCCUCGGUCGAAGGAAGGGAAGGAGCGCGGUGGAGGAUGGUGCAGCAAGGAGACGAGGUGCUUCUGGUGGGCGAAGGAGGAGAAGGGCUGGCGAUUUGGUCAUGAGAUAGCCUCACUUCCCACCUUGGGACUGACCCCCCCAGCCCCCUCCUCCUCCCUCCUCCUCUUCCCCAUCGCGAGCUCCUCCUCCUCCUCCUCCUCUCCUCCUCGUCUGCUUCUCGUGGACACCCGCAACGCCACCGGUCAUCGGGCUCGAUUCCUCGACGGGUCUUCCUGUGCCCAAGGCGCCUUGGGCGGGAGGGAGGCUGGGACCGAAGAGAGUCUUGGGGAUCGCCCUAUCUUCUAUCACACCCUCUCAACCCCUUCCUCGGGUGGCGCCUCCCUCCAGACCUACCGCCUUUUCAAGCCCUCUUCUGCGCCUUCUUCCCCUAACUGGCCCUUUCAGUCUGCUGUUGUCGGCGCUUCCUCCCUCCCCAGUCCGAGCGAGCUCGUGGUCAGCACUGCCUACCCGGAUGUUCGUGAGACCAUGACGGCUCCCUCCUCUCACCCAUUGGGGGACGGUGCGCUCCUGCUCAAGUAUUUGAAUCCUUACCUGGUGGCCCUCGCCAGCACCGCCUCUCUCCCUCCAUCCCCUCCUCCUGCCUCCCUCAAUGUGACCAGAGACGAGGGCAGCCAAGAGGGAAGGAGGCAGGGAGGGGACGAGGGCGGGAAGGAAGUCUCGACCCUCUAUGUUACCUUGAUGGACACUGUGUCGGGGAGGGUGCUCUAUCGUGUGUCACAUUUUCACGUCCAAGGGCCGGUGCGGAUGCGGCUGGUGGAAAAUUGGCUAAUCUACUCCUAUUGGAAUUGCAAGGCGCAGCGUACUGAAAUCGGCUCGAUCACCCUGUAUGACGGCUUCAUUGACAGGAAAGGCCUCGGACUGUUCACCUCUCCCGAGUUCAAAGAACGAACCUCUUCUUUCGACGGCGACGCUUCUCCAGUCGCCCUCCAACAGACCUUCCUCUUCCCUCAUCCCAUCCUGACGCUGGGCAGCACCCUAACGGCCCGCGGGAUCACCACCAAAGCAUUGCUGGUCGGUUUCGAACCUGGACAGAUUCUCCUUCUUGACCGUCGCCUCCUGGACCCUCGUCGUCCCACUGCCCUUCCGCUUUCCAAAACAGAGAAGGCGGAGGGUCUCUUACCCUACGCCCCGCAUCUCCCUGUCCUCCCUCCUCAUGUCGUGACGUACAACCAUACACUCCACGGCCUACAUUCCCUAUACACCGCCCCUUCCUCCUUAGAAUCCACCACGCUUCUUCUCGGCGUGGGGGACCUGGAUUUGUACUUCACGCGUCUCUAUCCCAGUCACAAGCCCUUUGACUUAUUGCCGGACACCUUCAACCACGUAUUGGUUUCCUUGGUUUUGCUUAUUUCCGUGGUAGGGGUCGGAUUUUUGGGGAAAGCGGCCCAGGCGAAAGCUCUGCGAGAAGCAUGGGCUUGAGGGAGUAUGGCUGCACGAUGGCUAUUGUCCAGCUUUGCUGUAUGUCGGUAAAAUUAAAC
Nannochloropsis gaditana CCMP526 is the source of this 3258-nucleotide messenger RNA. RefSeq lists its product as uncharacterized. The record is from RefSeq and is a predicted model, not a curated record. The coding region runs from base 82 to 1824 and encodes 580 amino acids. The transcript has 9 exons. Gene Ontology annotation, cellular component: EMC complex. Gene Ontology annotation, biological process: protein folding in endoplasmic reticulum. Gene Ontology annotation, molecular function: protein binding.